AUGUCUGCUCUAACACUUUCUGGCAUUAGCAGUGCUUGGUAUGCUAGCCUGCGUUACCCAGUGAUCAACCCCACCAACCGCAAAUGCUCCACGGUCCCUAUUUUAUCGCUGAACAAUCAGUACUCGCGCAAUUUCCAUCUGUCGUGGCUUGGAUUUUUUGUCGCCUUCUUGUCGUGGUUCGCAUUCUCCCCUCUCAUUCCAGAUGUCAUCAAGACUGAUUUGAAGCUGACAUCUGAGCAAGUCGGGAAUUCAAAUAUUGUUUCGCUGUGCUCCACCCUCAUUGUGCGAGUUAUAUCAGGUCCGCUUGUCGAUCGAUAUGGGCCUCGCAAAGUGAUGGCCAGUCUUCUCAUCAUCGGGGCGAUUCCUUCUGGCCUUGCCGGAACCAUAUCAACUGCAAAUGGUCUCUACAUUGUCCGUUUCUUCAUUGGAAUUCUCGGUGCCACAUUUGUCUCUUGUCAAGCUUGGAACACUGCUUUCUUCGACAAGAAUGUCGUUGGUAGAGUCGAAUUCACAGCAAAUGCUUUAGGCGGAGGCUGGGGAAAUGCGGGCGGCGGCUUCACAUUCAUCAUCAUGAUCGCUCUCUUCAAUCAAUUGCUUGCUGACGGUAUGAGCCCGCACGUCGCCUGGCGGGUGGCAUUUGCAAUCGUUCCUGUCCCCAUUCUCCUUUCUGUUGCUGCUGCCACUCUAAUGUUUGGCACUGACCACCCUGCGGGCAAAUGGUGUGAUCGCUAUGAGGCUGUUGCCACUGCCCUUUCCGCGUCAGACAAUCAAACGGGCAGCAUCAAUGGCAAACAUGCAAAAACAAAGUCUGGUUAUGAUACCGAGACUGGAGACGAGAAGGACAUUCAGGUCACUGUCACUGCUAUAAACUUGGUUUCAGAAUUGGACACUGCUGUCAACAAACCACUUUCCCUGAACGUGGCGUACGAAAUCAUCUUAAACCCGCUGACCUGGCUGCCCUCAUUGGCUUAUAUGACUACUUUCGGUUACGAACUUGCUAUUGAUGCUAACCUGGCGACCGUUCUGUAUACACUACUCAAGUCCCCCACUUUUGGGCAGACCAAAGCUGGCUAUAUUGCAGGUAUCUACGGUCUCCUUAACGUGUUCGCCCGGUUGCUUGGCGGAUAUUUCGGAGACCUCAUAUAUGUCAAAUUUGGUGUGCCUGGCAAGAAGUACCUGACCAUCGCUUGUGGAGUUGUUCAAGGACUUUUAUCGGUUGGUCUUGGCCUUUACAUUGAUAACCACCCUCAUCCAACCCUCACGGUCAUUAUUGUGAUUUUUGUCAUCCUCGCAAUCUUCAAUGAGGUGGCCAAUGGAGCCAACUUCUCCCUUGUCCCACAUUGCAACCCCAACUCCAAUGGAUUUAUGACCGGAAUUGUAGGCGCCAUGGGAAAUCUUGGAGGGAUAUUCUUUGCGAUUAUCUUCCGCUUUGCGCCGUCUCCUUCUGGCAAGGCAUUUUGGAUUUCUGGUGUCAUCGCGAUUAGCGUGAAUCUCUUACUCUGUAUUAUCCGUGUACCACAGUUUUGAACAAGGGAGAAUUUCUUUAAGGGAAGUGUUUUUGUCUGUUCGUAUCGCGUCCAAAUACAUGAGCCUGUUAUAAAUUGCGUCUUGGUUGAUAUGUAUUAUAAAGAUAUUUCUGUACAGUCCCAUAUGAUAGUAAGAAUGAUAGCUAAGCGCUUCCAAAUUCUCAUCAAUCAGAGGAAGACUUCAAGUGUCAGUGUGAAAGCGGGCUUAAGCAGGAAAGUAUCGACUGCUACAUAGCUUUGAGUGACAUGCUGGUUGAAAGGCUUGUAUAGUUAUUCCCGCUACAGCAGUGCUCGAGUGGCGCUAGUCGAUCUCGGACAGAUUUCGGCAAUGGAAGCACAGAAUUUGAAUACUUGCAGUUGCUACUUUGGGUAGUCGAUGUUAGUCUCGGUAAAAGGACUCUAUACAUAGUACUAUAAGAGAAUGU
Suillus subaureus is the source of this 1951-nucleotide messenger RNA. RefSeq names its product major facilitator superfamily domain-containing protein. The record is from RefSeq and is a predicted model, not a curated record. Bases 1 to 1527 code for a protein of 508 amino acids. Gene Ontology annotation, cellular component: membrane. The transcript is spliced from 14 exons. NCBI's taxonomy places the organism in Eukaryota, Fungi, Basidiomycota, Agaricomycetes, Boletales, Suillaceae. Gene Ontology annotation, biological process: nitrate transmembrane transport; nitrite transport. Gene Ontology annotation, molecular function: nitrate transmembrane transporter activity; nitrite transmembrane transporter activity.